Arabidopsis arenosa is the source of this 1081-nucleotide messenger RNA. NCBI's taxonomy places the organism in Eukaryota, Viridiplantae, Streptophyta, Magnoliopsida, Brassicales, Brassicaceae. The record is from the annotation of a GenBank genome assembly.
UUCUUGUGUCGGCUCAUCUUUUCGACUUUUGUUGAACAUUCUCUUCUUCUCUCGCCGUCUCUCUCUCUCUUGUUAUUUCUCGCUCCUCCGCCGUCCAAAGAGAAACGUCGAUCGGAGAAAUCUCGAGAUGUCGAAUGGAUUAGAUAUGUCUCUCGACGACAUGAUCGCCAAGAACCGUAAGUCUCGUGGUGGAGCCGGCCCCGCCCGUGGAACCGGACCGGGUCCAACUCGCCGCAACAACCCUAAUCGGAAAUCAACCCGAUCUGCUCCAUACCAAUCAGCCAAGGCGCCGGAGUCCACCUGGGGUCACGACAUGUUCUCCGAUAGAUCUGAAGAUUUCCCUCCCCGUUCUUCCGCCGGAAUCGAAACUGGAACCAAGCUCUACAUAUCCAAUUUGGAUUACGGUGUCAUGAACGAAGACAUCAAGGAACUCUUUGCUGAAGUUGGAGAACUUAAACGCUACACAGUUCAUUUCGAUAGGAGUGGAAGAUCAAAGGGAACUGCUGAAGUAGUAUACUCUCGGCGUGGCGAUGCACUCGCAGCUGUGAAGAAGUACAAUGAUGUUCAGCUAGAUGGAAAACCCAUGAAGAUAGAGAUUGUGGGCACCAAUCUUCAAACGGCUGCUGCCCCGCCUGGUAGACCUGCAAAUGGAAACUCUAAUGGUGCUCCAUGGAGAGGAGGACAAGGGAGAGGUGGUCAACAACGAGGCGGUGGUCGUGGUGGUGGUCGAGGAGGCGGUGCCCGAGGUGGUGGCGGUCGUGGUAGACGUCCUGGUAAGGGCCCUGCAGAGAAGAUAUCAGCUGAAGAUCUUGAUGCGGAUCUUGAUAAGUACCAUUCUGGAGAUAUGGAGACUAACUAAGGAAUGUGACCGAUAUUCUCAAAACCGCUAGGGGGUUUAAAAGGAAGAGAAUCGAGAAAAUGUUUGCCAGAGGCUUUGCCACUUAUCGCCUUUUUGGCUGUGUUGUUCAUUUGUUUCAUUAGAAUGACUUUAUAGAAUUGAGAAUAUGUGUUAAACUUUAAAGUUGUUGUCUAUCUUAAUACCCUCGAGUAAAAGGCAGAGGAAUGAAUGGCAGUUUCGCCU